GUACCACCCCAGACAGGUAGGCGUCUGUGCCCUAAAUAAAAAUGCAACAUCUAGAUAUAGCCAAGAAAGAAUCUGGUAAAAUAUGGCACAGAAAGCCUUCUGCUUCUUAUGAAGAUGGGUUGAUUGUGAAAAUCAGUCAUGGUUCCUCCGGACCAUUCCUUUCACAUACCCAUAAUGUACGCUUUCUCCACGCAACAUUUGACUCUUCUGGGGAUAGGUUUGUGGCAGGUGACCAUCAAGGCAACCUUAUAGUAUUUGACCUAACAAGAAACAGAUUUCAGUUAGUUCAGAAAACAGGAAAGUCUUGUACAUCAUUGGCAUUCAAAUUACGAAGAAAAACAGAAAUACUUGCUACGUUCUCUGACUAUUCUAUCAAAUGUUAUGAUACUGACACCAAAGAGCUAGUGAGUUGGAUGAAAGGCCACAAGACCGCUGUGCAUUCAAUCUCCGUUCAUGGAUCUGGACGUUAUGCAAUCACGACCUCGUCAGAUGCUGCCCUGCUUUGGGAUUUGGACACGUUCACGAGAAAGAGAAAACUCAACGUCAAAGAUAAUGUUGAUAUUGUGAAGGUUUUCUUCCUGCCACUUAGUAACACCAUUAUCACAUGUUUUAAGGAUGAUUCCAUUUUUGCAUGGGAGUCGGAUACUCUCAAGUGUAAAUAUCAACUUCCAGUGCCUGAAGGUCAACGUCCUCAGUAUAAGGCUUUCGCAACAACAAGAGAUGGUAGAAUGUUGGUAGCAGGAGGAAAGUCCAGGUUUCUACAUAUCUGGUGUCUGGACACACAGAGUCUACUUCGUGUCAUUGAGUUGCCUACUAAAGUUCAUGUAGUCAAACAGCUGCAGUUUCUACCUGAGAGUUUUGAUGGAGGCUCAGGGCAGGUUGUUGGAGUGCUAAGCCAGGAUGGUAUCAUGCGUUUUAUCAACAUAUUCAGCUUCCGUCUUGAGUUUGACAUUGGCAGUCUUGAGGACCGUAUACUGAAUGCAGAUGUCAGCCCAUCUGGUCGCCAUAUUGUUGCUGUGGUGGAAAGCGGUUGUCUGAAUUUGUAUUGUGUAUCAUCUCUUACAGCGGAACGGAACAAGCCGCCACCUCCUCUUGUAAAGAUGGUAACAAAGAAGGGGCAGGGAACUCAAAUUAGGUCAGUCACUCAUCCUAAAGCUGGACAAGGAAGGGGAAGGAGUAAAACUUUAAAGACAGAGGAGCCCCGGUUGCCAAUGGAUACAGCUUCCACAAAAGAUUCAGAAGAUGAUGUGACUGGAUUGCCAGACGGCCUUGAUAUGAACAGACUGAAAGCUAUUCUCAAAGGCUAUGGAGAAUACCCUGCCAAGUAUAGGAUGUUCAUCUGGCGCUCGGUGCUUCGACUCCCUGAGAAUCACACAGCCUUCAGUAAUUUGGUGGACAAAGGGACUCACACGGCAUGGUCCAAGGUGCAUGAAGAUUAUCCAAUCAAAAGCAGAAAACUUCUCAGAGUUCUACAGAGAACACUGUCAGCUUUGGCCCAUUGGAGUGUGAUUUUCGGUGAGACCAACUACCUUCCUGUUCUGGCCUUCCCGUUCAUCAAGCUGUUUCAGAACAACCAAUUAGUCUGCUUUGAAAUCAUAGCUACUGUGUUAGUGAAUUGGUGUCAGCAUUGGUUUGAGUUCUUCCCAAACCCACCAAUCAAUGUCCUUUCCAUCGUCGAAAACCUUCUCGCUCACCAUGACAAAGGACUCUUGCAACACUUUGUCAAGUACGGCAUCACAACUCAGGUGUAUGCUUGGCCAAUGAUGGAGACAUUAUUCUCAGAGAUUGUUACAAGAGAUGAAUGGUUGAAGCUCUGGGACAAUAUAUUCACCAACCAUCCAUCCUUUAUGUUGUGUAUUGUGGUGGCUUACCUCAUCUGCUCAAGACAGCCAUUGAUAAAUUGCAUUGAACAUUCAGAUUUUGAAUACUUCUUUCAUCAUCGCAAUCCUGUGGAUAUUAACUCAGUGCUGAAAACAGCAUAUGAACUUCAAGACACCACUCCUCCUGAAAUUAAUCCUGCUAACUCGAUAGAAGAUUUUAAACCACUGACUCGGGGCCAGUAUCCGGUUUUUAAUAAAUACCCCAAGUUUAUAGUCGACUACCAGGCCCAAGAACGGGAGCAAAUCAGGCAAGAUGAACUGGACUACCUGCAUCAGAGACAAGUCGCGACAGAGAUUAAACAACAAUCGCAACUGAGGCAGAAGAAGGAGGAGGCCUGGUAUCACCAACAAGAACUCCUGCAAGAAGCAGAAGAAGAAAGGAGAAGAAACAUAAUGGCAGAGGAACAAAAACUUGCUGAUCAAAGACUUAGAUUACAGGCCAUGAAACGUGAACUCUGUAUGCGCGAGAUGCAAGUGUUGGACGCAACCAGGAUGCGUUUCAUGGAGCACCUGCAAGGUCAACGAGAUACGCAGUUGAAGAGGCUUGACGAUGAACUUAUGAGAAAGUCUCUGCUACGCGAUCAAGAAACUCAAUCUGCUGUGGCCGAUGUGGAGAUUAAAAGCAUGGAAUUGGAGAUCCAAAAAGAGAGACUAGAGCAGGAAUUGGCCAGGGAAUCAAGUGCUGUGGACUUCAAGGAACGGGUUGGUCAUGACUCUCACAGACAACAGGCUGAGCUUGAGGAAAGGGUUGGCAAGAAAGCCUGGCAAAGCGAUCUGCUUCAGCAUCAACAAGACAAAACGAAUGCACAGUGGAGAUUAGCAUUAGCUGACCAACAAAUGGCCGACAGUGAAUUCCACAAUCAAGUGAAACAUCGCGAGACACUGGAUCAUAUUCACAGAAAGCUACAUCAGUUACAGGUGAGUACUUUACAAGCAAGGACAAAAAAUGAAGAAGAAGCUAUCUGGGACAAAGUGCAAGAACUUAAGAGAGAAAAGAAGGAAAGGAUUCGAGAAAUGAUGGAUAACAAAGGAAGAAAAGAGAAGUUUGCUGAUGUACAUGAAAUUCAAACUCAUUCAGAGAACUCGCCCCAGCAAACAGAUGAAUUGUCCCUUAAUAGAGGGAGGGUUGCAUUUGUAGAACGUGAAAGAGAAUUACUGCAGCAGGUUCAUGAACUUAGAAGCAAGAUUGCAUUAGACAACAACCACCGUCAACACCAUACAAACGUGGCGAGGUACUCCUUAGAAGCAGUUAUUUAAAGGACUGUUGAAAUAGGCAACAAUCGACCAUUCCAGAAUGUUAAUCAAACUUAACAACUGGCCAAUCAAAACGCUAUGCAAGCAGCGCAUGUGUGUGUACAUAUGUUUAGGCUGUCGUGUUGUGGCACCUUAGCAACGAUAUCUAAGGGGCGGAGCUUAACGGAAAAGUUCAUUAUCAUAAAUGCCGUACCAAAAGCAGAGUCUCCAAUAGUAAUUUGGUUUGCUGUAUAAAAUCCUAGGCUGUUUUGUAUUUCAUGUACUUUAGUUAUACUUGUUAAUUAUUUUUAUUCUAUUGUAUUUGUACAUCUAUAUCUGGAAUUCCAUAAAUCAAAUAAAAUUUGGUGACGUAGUAUUCAGAAAAAGGUGAGCUGAAUGCCUGUCAUAAUUAUCAGACACGAAAAAUAGUAUAGAGUAGCAAGAGGUUCUGCUGUCUUGCUUUUCCAUGCACGGAACAAAAUGAAAAACAAAGUACUACCACCAGAAGUGGGGGCGCCCUAUUAGAAUUCGAAAAGAGUUGUAGAAAUGCGAACAUGAGCCCACUAGAUCGUGAUAGUACAUUUCCAGAUAGGAUUCUGUUUCAAGGAAACUUCGGCAAUUCGAUGCUUUUUGACAAGAAGAAUCGUUAAGUUUGUUGAUGUCCCUGCGUCGGCGACCAUCAGCAGACAGAUCCAUUUCCGUUCCUUGUAAGGGCUUAAAUAUGGGACAUUAGUCCAUGGGCUAGCAGGGGUCAUGGUGAACCCCUCCCCCACCCCCACUCACAGAAAAACUUCAUUGAUAUUCUUCUGUUCCCAUGGUUACAUCAUUGUAUGAUGGUUGUUACAAGUGAUUUAUAGUAAAUGCAAAUUUUGGGGUGAGGAUAACGUUUGUGUUCAUAAUUUUGUUUCUGUAAACAAAUAUGCAUGCAUUUGGUACCAACAUGUAGCAUAUUAGUUAAACUCAAUCACUUAUAUUUUGAAAAUUCGGAAUCCGAUGAUUACUGACGUCAUUAGAGGUCAAAAUGUCAUUGACACUUUAACAAAAUGCGAAUUUCACCAUAAAGCAUCAUAAAAUUAAUUUUUUUUAAAAUUGAAAUUGUAAAUAGAUAUUAUCAUUAUUUAUUAUUGUACACACUGUAAUAUGGAAUUAAGAAACAGGGUUUUAAAUACAAUGCAUACAGUGUUUAAAUAAAUAAAUAACACAAUAUAGACACAAGCAUUUCUUUAUAAACAUUUACUUAUGAUGACGUAGGACCUGUGAAGGCCUACCGAACUACGGGAAUAUGUGAGAUACAAAAUGUUAUAAGCGUCGCAGCGCUUUUUCAAGCAUUUACGGUAUAUAAAAUAAAAUUAACAAAUCAUUAGCACAAGACAGAAACAUUUGAAGCAACAUUACAAUACAUUAUCAUCAGAAACAACAACAAAAAUUAAAAUUGCUAAAAAGCAGGGGUGGUACCAGUGGAGGAGCCAGGGCCCCCCGUCGGGGAAAAAAAGAACAAUUCGUCAGUGAGAAAAAAAAAAGUAUAAUGUAUGAAUUUUCUUCGUAUUAGAACACUUUAAAAGCGAUUAAAUAAACCCUAAAAACCCCUAAAUUGCCAUAAUUUUCGGGGGCUCCGCCCACUGGACUGCAAUAGAAGCCCUAUUAAGGGGACUUACAUAUUACGGAAAUUAUUACUGUUCAACAUUUUUUUCUAAUCGUCGAUUUUGACAAAUGGUAAAUGAGAAAUAAUAAUUUGUUUCAUCAGAAAAAAAAUAAUUUGUUUCUAGAAUAUCUUCCUGGAUCAUAUGUUGCAUUAGGCCUAUGAAUGAAAUGCUUUAAUCCUUUACCAUUGUCAAAUUGUUUAAGUCCUGUGGAGUAAGGGUGACAGAGGUUUUUUUACAAACACGACUGCAGUUAUUUUCUAAUAACAGGUUGGCUUUAAAUAUCACAAAUAACCGAUUGAAAUCAACGGACGAAAAGACCAGAAAGAAAACGUGGCUAUUAUUUAACACAGUCAUAAAAUAUUCCAAUGAAGCAAUAGAUUUGAAACAAAAAAAAAAAAUCAGCAAAUACAGUAUAUUUAAUAUUUGUCCACACUAUCGUAUUUUAUAUGUGUAACUGUAUCAAUGGAAUUCCCAGAAAUUGAUCGGAAUAAAGUCUGAAAAUAAACAUCCAGGAAAUCAGUGCAACAUAAUGAACAUUUUUAAAGAUUACUCUUAGUGUAUUGUGCAGACAAAACAAGUGAGACGGAUGCUUUCUCGACUGAUUUGUCUCUAAUUUGAUUUCAGGCCAUUGAAUAGAGUACUUGAGGUAUAUGAAGAACAUUACUUCCUUAUUUAAAUUUCUUUUAAGUGAGUUGAUUAUUACAGCACAGCCGAUAGUGAGUGAUUAUUACACUCUCAUUAAAUAAGAAGGCAUAACCAAAUCGCCUAUGCGUGUCAAGCUCUACUUCAAUGAUGUUCUUGUUGAAACUAGGCCUACUAUUUUUAAUCUGAAAUCAAUACAAUUUUCAUUACAGCACAUACCG
This is a messenger RNA of Anneissia japonica, 5619 nucleotides long. Its product is annotated as TBC1 domain family member 31-like. NCBI's taxonomy places the organism in Eukaryota, Metazoa, Echinodermata, Crinoidea, Comatulida, Comatulidae. Gene Ontology annotation, molecular function: protein binding. The record is from RefSeq and is a predicted model, not a curated record. The transcript is spliced from 22 exons. The coding region runs from base 42 to 3137 and encodes 1031 amino acids. Gene Ontology annotation, cellular component: centrosome.